Diplodia corticola is the source of this 963-nucleotide messenger RNA. RefSeq lists its product as uncharacterized. The coding region runs from base 1 to 963 and encodes 320 amino acids. NCBI's taxonomy places the organism in Eukaryota, Fungi, Ascomycota, Dothideomycetes, Botryosphaeriales, Botryosphaeriaceae. The record is from RefSeq and is a predicted model, not a curated record. The transcript is spliced from 4 exons.
AUGGCAGUACGCCAGCCUGAUAGCUCAAAGCUCUCUGCUUUGAACGGCAGGCCUCCGAAUCUAUCGCUUGCGCUGUCAAGCUCGACACUCGGUGGCAUAGUGUACUAUCCCCGACCGCAACCUACUUCGCAGAAAGAGCCUCAGGGACUACGUGCCCCACUCACACCCGGAUUUGCAAGUUCAGCACCCACAAGGUCCCCUGGAAAGAAUCUUUACGGCUCUUUGAGCUCAGCCAUCGGCCCUGCACGAAAUCGUUCACGAGUCAACUAUACAAUUUCCGAAGAUGCAUCUGACUCCAACCUACUCAACCGGUGUUCCUCGCUACUAGCCAUCCUGGAUGAGAGUGUCGUUCAGCAGCUUCUUAUCCUGAUUGGAUCGGAACACAAGAGGAAGGGCCAAGACCAUCACAUCGUUCACAACGCACCCGUCGCACCCCCGCCGUUCCCGCGCAAAGAUUCACCUACUCGCAAGAAAGUCACCAGCUCCGCCGGCAUUGGUUGUCCUUUGGCCCCAGGACAGGUUGUUCAAGCACUACACGCAGCAUAUGUUACCAAGCAACAAGUAGCUCAAAUCUUCAAAACGUUUUGGCAAUUGGCCUACCCUCGAUACGCUCUUACCAGGCGACAAGCAUGGUACCAUAUCCGGGAACUCCCUUCGGAUUUGAUUGAGUCCAACUUACGCAAAGAGUUAGACAAGCUCAUCAAAAGUAAAGGCUCUCCCGAACCGACUCCGGUUUCGAUUACAGUGUUCGUGACCCUAGUCUCCACCAUUCUUUUCGACGCAUGCGCUUUUGACGAAAUGGCCCGUUUUUUUGGGAUUCUCGGAGGCGGCGAGGAUACCGUAAGGGUUGCAUGUCUCCGGGAUGCCAUCAUGUCCAGUGACGACAGUACACUUGUCCCGGAGCUCGACCGUAUGAUUAGGGAUCUUGACACAAUGGAUAUUGGAACAAUCAAAUGUUUGUAG